This is a messenger RNA of Branchiostoma belcheri (Belcher's lancelet), 1752 nucleotides long. RefSeq names its product tyrosine decarboxylase 1-like. Gene Ontology annotation, molecular function: carboxy-lyase activity; pyridoxal phosphate binding. The record is from RefSeq and is a predicted model, not a curated record. Gene Ontology annotation, biological process: amino acid metabolic process. The coding region runs from base 3 to 1517 and encodes 504 amino acids. The transcript is spliced from 10 exons. NCBI's taxonomy places the organism in Eukaryota, Metazoa, Chordata, Leptocardii, Amphioxiformes, Branchiostomatidae.
CCAUGUCCUCAUCAGAAAAGUCGGACCUGUCAUCAGAAGAGGAGCUUGUGCAGAAGCUUGCUGAGCUGAGGCUUGUGUCUGCACGGCUGGAUGUGGGGCCAGAAGAGCGGCAGGACUGGACACAGAAGGCCCAGCAGCGUGUGAGUCAGUACUUACAGGACCUGCCCAACAGCAAGGUGCUGGGAGAUGGGGAUCAACAGGAGAUAGAGGAGGCUGUAAAAGCUGUGUUACCCAUCACUGAGGAACCUGUCAGUUUUGACACGGCCCUGGAGAGUUUCUGCAGCUCUGUGGGGGAUCACAUGCUGAUGCGGGAGGGACACCCGAACUACUUUGCCUACGUGCCGGGAAACAGUUUGUAUCCCUCCGCCAUCGGAGACUUCCUGGCAGCAGCGUUCAACCCCUACGCAUUGGUGAGCUAUGCCUGUCCUGCCGCCGUCCAGAUGCAACAUUCCCUGAUCCGCUGGGUCGCGGGGCUCUUUGGCUACCCAGAAUCCUGUGCAGGAAACCUCACGUCGGGCGGAACAGUCGGCAAUCUCAUCGCCAUAGCAACGGCAAGAGACGCGAAGAAACUAAAGGCGAAAGAUUACCACAGGUGUGUUGUGUACCUGAGUGAGCUGACACAUGAUGGGAUAGGAAAGGUUCUCCACACGAUCGGGAUGGGAGAAGCUGUCCUGCGGAAAAUCCCCGUCACCGAGCGGUUCGGGAUGGACGCCGAGAAACUCGACGAAGCCAUAGAGAAAGACACAAAGGAAGGGUUGAUCCCGUUUGCCAUCGCUGCAACCACAGGCACGACAGACGUGGGCUCGGUGGACCCGAUCGCUGAGCUUGCAGAUGUGGCAGAGAAACACGGCGUCUGGCUGCACGUUGAUGCCUGCUACGGCGGGUUCUUCGUCCUGUGUGACUCCGUCAAACACCUGUUCAAAGGUGUGGAGAGGGCCGAUUCUUUCACCUGCGACCCUCACAAAGGUCUGUUUGUGCCAUUUGGAGCGGGGCUGGUUCUGGUGCGAAACUGGAAGCAGCUGCUGACCUCCAACAGACGGACCCCAGUCAGCACGCUGCAGGACAGACCAACCUUCGCUCGGCAACUCAACCCCGAGGACCUCACCUUCGAGCAGAGCACGCACUUCCGUGCUGUAAGAGUGUGGCUGCCGCUACAGGUGUUUGGUGUGGGAACGUUCCGGGCAGCGUUACAGGAAAAACUGUACCUGAGUCAGUACCUGUACCACAAACUCAAAGCUGUCCCUGGGCUGUUUGUCCUUGAGCCGCAGCUGUCCAUCGUGCUGUUCCGUUACGAGGGCGUCCCGGAGCAGCAGCAGCAGCAGGGCUGUCCGGCCGCGGAGGUUAACCUGCGGCUGCUGGCGCACGUGUGCCGGGACGGCCGGCUGUUCCUGGCCUCCACCACAGUGCUGGGGCAGACGUACCUGCGAGCGUGCGUGCUCGCAUUCAGGACUCACCGCGAACACGUGGACUCGCUCGUCGCCGCAGUAACGGACGGGCUGAAACAGUUACUAGGGUAACAGUUACUAGGGUAACAGUUGCUAGGGUAACGGUUGCUGGGGUAACGGUUCCCAGGGCAGUCCUAUAAGGGCAGUAAUUGGGGUGAUCAGGGAAAGGAGUUAUCAAUUUUUGUAUAAAUAGUUAGAAAGAAAUCGCCUGUUGUGUCCAGAACCAGGCCAGGCACGGUUCUGGAUGUCCAGGAACAGUUCUGGAUGUCCAGGCACAGUUCUGGAUGUCCAGGAACGGUUCUGGAUG